UUUACUCUAUUUUAUGUGAAAAUUUUGUUGUUAAAUAAUACAAUGAAAGUGAGUACCUCAAAAUUAGCCAGUCUCGUUAAAACCUUUCAUGUACCGGAUAAAAUUGAGUGCUUUUAUCUAAACCGAAUAUUAAAAUCGAGGCAUAUCAAGAUAUCGAAAGAUAGUUUCCGGUGUUCAACAGAACUCUUUCUCUGGCCGAAUACAACAAUCCCUAUUCUUGACUAUUUGGACCCAAGAAAGAUGAGGUAAAUUGAGGAAAUGACACUGGCACACCGGGCACUCUUUACGUGGUUCAUAGUACUCGUCUUCCUCAUCCUAUUAUGCCUGCGUCUUGAUCCGCGCACCACCUGGAACUGGUUUGUUACCUUUACGCCGCUGUGGUUCUUCGACUGCAUUCUUAUCAUCUACGUGAUCAUAAAAUUCAUACGCAAGUGGCGGAAUCUAAACCGCCUGACAGACCUGCUGCUUCUGUACAAAUGGAACAUAGGCGGUGUGCUGCUGACCAUCACAUCGCAGGUAAUGAUCUGCCUGACGUUGGAAUAUCCCCAGCAGAUUCCCAUCUACGUGACCAUCGCCCCUUUAAUACUGCUGCUGAGCACCGCAAUUUUCUAUGUAGGCAGCAGGCUCGGAAAGCGGGAGGGCUGGUUAAAUUAAACCCCGGAUUAGUGUACCAUUAAAUGUAUUUUUUAAGUUAGCUCGUAAAUAAAAUGGAAAUUCAGAAACCAUA
Molecule: messenger RNA, 727 nt
Organism: Drosophila pseudoobscura
Lineage: Eukaryota; Metazoa; Arthropoda; Insecta; Diptera; Drosophilidae
Product: transmembrane protein 60
Exons: 2
Coding region: 259-654 (131 amino acids)
Source: RefSeq, a predicted model, not a curated record